AUGCCGCAUCAAUACUUCGCCUACGUAGUGCUUGCUAGUCUUAUCUCAUCACAAGUUCUAGCAGCACCUACUGGUCGUCCUUCUGUUGUCGCAAGAUAUGCAGCCAUCUGUGACGACCCCGCUCUAUCCUGGGAAUUGUUCGACAAGUAUUGUGGCCCGACUAUGGCUCCUUCUGUCGCUCACCAAUACGCCGCGGGCGUCUGGCGACGUGAUGAGGGAUCAGAAGAUGAGCUGGCAAAUGUCGUCGAGUCAGUGGCUGGGAGUCUCGCUGAUGACAGUUUUCCAGCUGACGAUGAGAUGUACGUGGCCAGCAAGCGUCGUAGUAUCCAGAGCAUUGAGCCUGCCAAUAAGGACUUGUCAGCACACCUCAUUACUAGCGGACUCUGGGCUGAGCGCCACCACAAGGCUGAUGGUAUUCACCGUCGCGAAGAUGCGCUUCCCGAAACUGAGCCAGCAGUAUCCUCCCUGCCAGCUGACGCCAUGGCCGCAGAGGAUGGACGCACGACCUUUCCCUUGAUCAAGAGCGUAAACUCCAUCGACAAGGAGCAUCAGAAACGGGAGGCAAGUCCCGUACCUCCGCCAGAGUUGUUCGAGCACGGUCAUUCGAUCUCAAAACCACUGCGUCCUUCGAAACCCAACCGACCAAUUUCCAUUCCAUCCGAUGACUGGGCCACCUACGAGGCCCCUCCCAUCAUCUCCCCCGAAGUCCCCCACAUCCUCGCCCGCCAAUCCCCUGGAGCAUCCGAACCCGGCCUGGGCGACGACUACGCCAAAUACGAGAAACAGCGUAAAAAAGAAGAGAAAAAGAAAGCCAAGGAAGAAAAGAAAAAAGCCAAGGACGAAGAAGUUUAUUCCGCUGAACUCGCCCACGUCGUCUCGACCCCUUCCCUCACCCACAUGAGAGUAUCGAAUAUCCACCGCCGCCAGGAAAAGAGACAACCAGACAACAUCGACUUCGCAAAAGGCAAACGCCCCAUCUGGACCCCCUCGAUAACACACCUGAAAUGGCCGGAUAUCCACCGUCGCGAGGAGAGGCUCCCAGGCAUGGAAGAGUAG
Messenger RNA from Bipolaris maydis ATCC 48331, 1056 nucleotides. NCBI's taxonomy places the organism in Eukaryota, Fungi, Ascomycota, Dothideomycetes, Pleosporales, Pleosporaceae. The record is from RefSeq and is a predicted model, not a curated record.